CAGUCCCAGCCAACCAAUCCCAUACAAGACGUAGUAAAUUAUAUCAGAAGGAAGACGUGACCGGUGCUCCCUGCAGUGCCGUCAUAACCUACUACCUACCUAACCUACCACUACCAAGCUAGCUACUAACUCAACUUCUUCAAUAAUAACCUAACCUACAUCCAUUCUUCCCUCUUUCUUCCUCUUCUCUCUAUUCUUCUCGUCACGCAUUCCUUCACGACAUAAUCAAAACGUAUUCUUUGCAAAAAGCCACAGUCUUUUUGCUUCCGUGACCAAUUCCAUCCCAAUUACCUCCCAUCAGCUCAAUUGUGUCCCUGCAUAACAACCGUUCACAAUGGCCCCGCUCAUGCUUCGACGUAUCGCUCAGACCCAGGCUCUCCGCCUUCCCACUGCCGUUUCGGUCGCUCGGCCGUUCUCGCAGACUGCCAAUGUGCGAGCCCUCAAGGAGAGCCAUACCAAUCAAGAGGGCCGGGGCGAGCAAGUUGAGAAGAGCAAGCAAGAGGGCUUGAAGAAGCAAGAAGAGGGCAAGGGCUACUGGCAUGACGAUUUGGCCAGCGAAAGCGAGUCAGCUGUCAAGGCUGACCGCGGCGAGAUCGACGCUACCAGCGAAGCUCUCAAGAAGCUGCAAAAGGAGACUGAGAAGAUUGCCCACAAGGCCGACGCCGGAAAGUCGCAGUAAAGAAAAAGGCUUGUAGCAGCACGAUAUGACAAGUAUUAUACCAAACUAUAAUUUUUUUCAAGCAGCAGCGGAUACCUGCUUUGGGGAAAGCUGGAAAGCGGGGGAAGGCGAGCACCGCGUGCUAGGAUAAGGUUUUUAUACGAAUGAUGCUUAUGUGUAUUAUCUGUCAUAUAUUUCAAGUUCACUUUCUACGGGAUAUUUAUACCUGCAUCUCAAUCAAAUCCAUUUCUUCAAACCCGCC
Xylona heveae TC161 is the source of this 920-nucleotide messenger RNA. RefSeq lists its product as hypothetical. Bases 335 to 679 code for a protein of 114 amino acids. NCBI's taxonomy places the organism in Eukaryota, Fungi, Ascomycota, Xylonomycetes, Xylonales, Xylonaceae. The transcript has 3 exons. The record is from RefSeq and is a predicted model, not a curated record.